Messenger RNA from Bombus pyrosoma, 4273 nucleotides. Its product is annotated as proton-coupled amino acid transporter 1. Gene Ontology annotation, molecular function: amino acid transmembrane transporter activity. NCBI's taxonomy places the organism in Eukaryota, Metazoa, Arthropoda, Insecta, Hymenoptera, Apidae. Gene Ontology annotation, biological process: amino acid transmembrane transport. The record is from RefSeq and is a predicted model, not a curated record. Gene Ontology annotation, cellular component: vacuolar membrane. Bases 163 to 1620 code for a protein of 485 amino acids. The transcript has 11 exons.
UUUGGUGGUUGGUUCGAGUGUUCUCAGUAGCACGACUCCGUUUCAGUCGCGCGGAAGCAGCCGACCGUUGCACGUGUUCACGGACCGGACGAUAACCGCCACCAUCUAUGGGUUACCAGUACCCAUUCUCACAUCUGGAUACUUUGAAUUGACCACGAGAAAAUGGAAAUGCAUAAAAAUCCCAACGCGAAGAGGAGUUCGUUGCGUGGUGACGAGAUGACGUUGAAGGAACCUCACAGGAAUGGCAGCACGUACGGAGCUUUCCAAUCGAAGGAUCCCAUUCUAGCAGUGGAGAAGGGCGCUGAAAUGGAAGGCGGAAGCGACGAGCAUGGAAUUUCCGUUCACCACCCGACCUCGUAUUUAGAAACAAUGAUGCACCUGUUCAAAGGUAACGUCGGCUCCGGUAUCUUUGCGUUAGGGGAUGCUUUCAAGCAUGCCGGACUGCUGCUGGCUCCGCCGCUUACUAUGUUCCUUGGGGUUAUUUGUGUUCACGCUCAACAUAUUCUUAUUAAAUGUAACGAAGAGGUGACGCGUCGCCUGAACGAUGCGAGUGCCACAACUGGGUUUGCUGGCACCGUGGAAUUGUGCUUCGCUACCGGCCCUCUAGCACUCCGAAAAUACUCUGUGUUUAUGAGACAAAUGGUUAAUGUAUUUUUAUGUAUCACGCAACUUGGAUUUUGCUGCGUUUAUUUCGUUUUCAUUGCGAAGAAUAUGAAGCAGGUGUUGGACGUGUAUGGAAUCGAGAUGGACGUUCAUCAACAUAUGGCUGUGAUCUUGGUCCCGAUAAUGCUGAGCACGUGGAUCAGGAACCUGAAGUACCUGGUGCCCAUUUCGUCGCUGGCGAAUUUUCUGGUCACAGCUGGCUAUGUGGCUACUAUGUACAUAAUGUGCCACGAUUUGCCGCCAAUCCACGAGAGGCGGUAUAUCGCGGAUUGGCACGAGCUGCCUCUGUUCUUUGGCACUGUGAUAUAUUCUUUCGAGGGUAUUACUUUGGUGUUACCCCUGAAGAACGAAAUGAAGAAACCGAGCAAUUUCAGUAAGCCACUGGGAGUUCUAAACGUUGGAAUGGUAAUUGUCGGUGGCAUGUUCGUCGCGAUGGGUUUUAUAUCUUAUUUAAAAUACGGCGACGCAGUGGCUGGAUCCGUUACGUUAAAUCUCCAAUCAAAGGAGGUGGUGGAUGGAAAAAUCAUCGGCGAGCAUUUAAGCUUACCUCAAUGCAUACAGGUUGCCAUCUCGUUGAGUAUAUUACUCACGUAUGCACUGCAAUUUUACGUUCCCAUUGCCAUCAUUUGGCCAAAGAUCGUCAACCGCUUUGGCCCUUUCAAGUGGCCCGUUUUCGCAGAGACUGUUUUCCGUUCCUCGAUGUGUUUCCUAACAUUUGUCCUAGCUGAAGCGAUACCUCAACUGGGUCUGUUCAUAUCACUGGUCGGUGCAGUAAGCAGCACCGCCUUGGCACUUAUAUUUCCACCGAUCAUCGAAAUGGUCGUAUGCUGGCAGAACGCAUCAUUGGGCUUGUUUACGAUAUCGAAAGAUAUCCUGAUAGUACUAAUCGGUCUUCUCGGUUUCGUUACUGGCACAUACGAAAGCAUCACGUCGAUUAUUAAGGCGUUUAGCACGUAAUUAGGCUAGUUCGUUGUAUAAAUCGUUGUUAAUGUACUUUUUACUUGUAUGUAUAUAUAUACACGCGCGGUAUUAUCACGAUCAUGACAUCUACACGAUCAUAUAGGCAAUGAUUAUUCAUUUAGACAGAGCCGGUCUUUUCUUUCUUUCUUUUUCUUUUUUUAAUUUUCUAGAUUACUGUUAAUGUUACUGUUGUUUAUUAGUCUACCACAUUUUUCUUGAACGAAUCGUAUACAAAUCUUUGUGCGUUACAUUCACUAUUGUUAGAAUCCUUCGUUUAGUAUAAUUUUCGCGUUCCGCAUUCAGAAAAGGGUACUUCGUUAUCUGUGAUCCGUCUCUAAAUCGAUAAUGCGAAUUUUUCUAGUUGCACGAACAGGGUAACAAAUCUCGUGCCCUUGAGGGCAUAUUACAGUUACCAAUUUCUACGUUCGUUGUAUUGUUGUCGAUAUUAGAAUGGUGUUAAUAUCUAGAACAGCACGAUUUCCAGCAAAUAAAAUAGUUUUCCAUGGGGUAAUUUUGUAAGAAUUACUUGAUUUUAAGGGGAAAGAAGUUUUUGAGAAAUUGGUAAUUGUGAUCGAAUUGUACAUUGAUAUACAGCUGGUCAUGAAAGUUCGACCACCUUGAGACGACAUAUCGGUGAAAACAGAAAUAAUUCAAGAUCUUCUUUCAACAACUAUUUUUUAUUUUCUCAUACAGUAGUAAUACACGGCCUCGCCAUUUGAAAACAAAAAUAGACCGUAUAGCAAUAUAUUGUAUAUUAAGAACGUAGUACGAAAGACAGAGUAUCUUUCAAAUACUCUCGCAAAGUCUUACCAUUUUAAUUUUGACGAUUAACGAAUGACAAAUAUUUUAAAGUGGAUCUCAUUUCAUAGAUUGAAAUUACGAGAGGAAAUAUUUCAUAGAUAUAUGUAAGAAAGAUGUUCAAAUUACUUGAUCUUAAAAAUCUGCGCAUAAUUUAUCAAUUAAUGGCCAUCGCAUGAGUAUAUGCCGUCCCCGUAUUACCUGUAAUUGAAUUAUAACGAAAAGAAAUAGUUAAAAAGAUUAAUUUUUUUAAUUAAACUUUGCUAUUUAUAAGAUAUGGAUAUUUUUGUGAUCAAUUGUAUGUCGCGUGAUACGUGUCUGUAAUAUAUCAUCAUCGCCUAUGUUAUGAAUAAUUAACAGUGUUAGUUGUUCGUGUCCUGAACGGAACGUAACCGUAGAUUUAUAUAUUUGAUAGAUGUAUAGAUUAUUCGAUUAGAUACACGAAUUUUCCGUAAAAAAAAGGAAGGUGAAAACUGAUUGUUACUACGUACUCGCGUAACAUAUAUAUAUGUGUAUACAUAACUCAUGCAACAAGAAAGGAAAACAAUCAAAAUAACGUACAAAACAGAGUGUUGGUCGAUAGAACGUUGAGGAAUGUAUAAUAUUAUAAUGAUAAUGAUCAUACUCGACGAUCAUGCAAUAUGAAAAGACAAUCGCGUGGAUUUUAUUCGAAAACGUAAUUUCUCGCCGAUGAAGUAUUGCGUGACUUUUAACUUUUAAUUGGUAUCGUUGGAUCGUACGUAAUAAUUUGUAUUAGAUCAUUUAAUUUCCAAGUAUUUAAGACUUUAAGAAUUUGAUAUAUGGUAUGCUACUGAAUGUUAUUAUGCACGGUAAUUUCUGUAUCAUUAAUUUUCAAUUCUUCGUCAUUUUGUUACACCAAGAGGUCAUUAAUUAUAUUAUUCGAAUUUACAUUUCACGCAAUAAAAGCGAUUAAUGGUUUCCGUUAUGUGGAAUAUAGAAGGUAAAUUUUAUUUUGUACUCUUUAGUUUUUAUGAUGGAGUAGAAAAUGCAAUGUAAAAUGCUCGAAAUUUCUUUCUUACUUUGUAUGGAAUUAAAUCGCUCCUUACGAAUCCAAUAGUACGAGUUAAGAGUUAAAAGUUCGAUUGAAUUCUGUUCGAACAUAUUGAUUGUGAUUUUUUGUAUUAUAGUUACGUGCAUGGAACUGUAUCAAAGCUGUGAUAUAGUGAUCAGCGUUUUAAAUACGAGACAGCGAAGCGAAUAUAUUUUUUAAAUGUACUGUACGAUUUAAUCAGAGAAAACAAAUUUGUAUCAAAUAUUUAGAUCACGCUGGGUCAUAUUGGUCAUUUUGUACUACGCUAUCAAUGGUCUUGGCACUGGUAAAAAUUUUUACGAUUUCUACACAUUAUGAUUGUCAUAAAUGAUUAUUAUUAAAAAAAUUGCUUGUAAAAUGAUAAUUCUUGCGCUAUAGUUGUUAUAAAGCGUAAAUUUCUUUUCUCUCGCAACGAUUGGAGAUUCUUCGAACAAAUGUAUUUGAAGACCACCAGGCAAAGACAUGAUAAACCACGUUUACCACUUUUUGUGGAAUAAUAAUUUAAGAUUCGACACUUUUUAUUUGAAUAACACUAUGCUAUUAAAUAUUUAAAAAAUAACGAUCCGUAGAAUAUAGAAUAUAUAGUAAUAUUAGUUACGUCAAAACAAAUGUCCUUUACGGAAAAAUAAAUUCUAUAUCUUAUGAAAAGCUUUGUAGCUUACCAUGUUUUUCUACAGUGGUCUUUAUUUGUAAUAAUGGUAACGUCAACUCGAUGUAUAUUUUAUUUAUUCACAUAUCGCGGUAUGAUCGAUAAUUAUAAAAGAGAAUGGCAAAGGAAACAAUGAGAAAUUGUAAUUGUAA